This is a messenger RNA of Tilletiaria anomala UBC 951, 2005 nucleotides long. Its product is annotated as Glc-6-P isomerase. The transcript has 3 exons. Gene Ontology annotation, molecular function: monosaccharide binding; glucose-6-phosphate isomerase activity; carbohydrate derivative binding. Gene Ontology annotation, biological process: glycolytic process; gluconeogenesis; glucose 6-phosphate metabolic process. The record is from RefSeq and is a predicted model, not a curated record. Gene Ontology annotation, cellular component: cytosol. Lineage: Eukaryota; Fungi; Basidiomycota; Exobasidiomycetes; Georgefischeriales; Tilletiariaceae. Bases 176 to 1828 code for a protein of 550 amino acids.
UUCACACAUUGUCGAGAAGAGCUGAAACAUUCUAUAUAAUACUCGGGCGCUGCACAGCCAGCGGAACAUACACACCCCAACUGCAUCCCACUCGACUCCAUAGGCAACAGCUCGACAGCGAUCCACAAAAGAGACAAGGAGAAGAAGGAAAAUAAAUAAAUAAAUAACCGCAACCAUGGCGCAGAACCUCGCAACCUCGCAACCCUCGUGGAAAAAGCUGCAGCAGCUGUACGAAUCAAAGGGCAAGUCGCUCAACCUGCGCCAGGCCUUCCAGGCCGACCCCGCUCGCUUCACCAAGUACUCGCGCCAGUUUGGCGACGCCGGGCUGGACAUUAGCCUGCUCCUCGACUUUUCCAAGAACCUCAUCGAUGAUGAUAUCUUCGCCGAGCUCCUCAGCCUCGCCAAGCAGGCUGACGUCGAGGGGCAGCGCGACGCCAUGUACGCCGGCAAGCGCAUCAACACCUCCGAGGACCGCUCCGUGCUGCACGUCGCGCUGCGCGACCUGCGCGGCGAGUUCAACAUCAACGAGGAGGGCAUCAACGAGGUCGUGCCGGAGCUCAAACACAUGCAGCAGUUCAGCGAAGCCGUCCGGAGCGGCGCAUGGAAGGGGUACACCGGCAAGCCCAUCAACGCCAUCGUCAACAUCGGCAUCGGCGGCUCAGACCUGGGGCCCGUCAUGGUGACCGAGGCGCUCAAGGCGUACGCCAAGCGCGACCUCCGCCCAUACUUUGUCAGCAACAUCGACGGCACCCACAUGGCCGAGACACUUCGCGAGUGCGACCCGGAGACAACGCUGUUCAUCGUCGCCAGCAAGACGUUCACCACGCAGGAGACCAUGACCAACGCGACAACCGCGCGCGAUUGGUUCUUGCAGAGCGCAAAGGACGAGGCGCACGUCGCCAAGCACUUUGUCGCGCUCUCCACUAACACCGAGGCCGUCACGACAUUCGGCAUCGCCAAAGAGAACAUGUUCCGCUUCUGGAACUGGGUCGGCGGACGCUACUCGCUCUGGUCCGCCAUCGGCCUGUCCAUCUGCCUCAUCAUCGGCUAUGACAACUUUGAGCAGCUCCUCGAGGGCGCACACGCCAUGGACAAGCACUACAAAACCGCCCCGCUCGACCAGAACGUCCCCGUCCUGCUCGCCCUGCUCGGUGUGUGGUACAACGACUUUUUCGGCGCACAGACGCAGGCGCUCCUCCCGUACGACCAGUACCUCCACAAAUUCGCAGACUACUUCCAGCAGGGCGACAUGGAGUCCAACGGCAAGUUCAUCGCCAAGAACGGCGAGCCCGUCGGUGUCGAGACCGGUCCAGUCAUCUUUGGACAGAGCGGAACAAACGGCCAGCACGCGUUUUACCAGCUGAUCCACCAGGGCACCAAGAUCAUCCCAUGCGACUUUAUCGCCCCGGCGCAGUCGCACAACCCGCUCGGCGAACACCACGCCAUCCUGCUCUCCAACUUUGUUGCGCAGCCCGAAGCGCUCGCCUUUGGCAAGACCGAGGACGAGGUGCGCGCCGAGCUCGGCGCCGCGGCAAGCAGCAACGACUUCCUCGUCAAGAGCAAGGUCUUCCCCGGCUCGCGCCCAUCCAACUCGAUCAUGGUCAAGAAGAUCACGCCCGCCACGCUCGGCGCGCUGAUCGCCAUGUACGAGCACAAGAUCGCAACACAGGGCUUUAUUUGGCACAUCAACAGCUUCGACCAAAUGGGCGUUGAGCUCGGAAAGGUCCUCGCCAAGAAGGUCCUCCCCAUCCUGCUCGGCAAGGAGAAGAACGAUGGCCACGACGCCUCCACCACCGGCAUCAUGGACUUCUACCUCAGCAACAAGUGACGCCUUUGCGACAUUUCCAGGCGGCAGCUCUCGCAGUUAUAGAGAUUCCCUCUGUUCCUCUUUUUCCCCGCUUUGCUCUUUUCUAGCAGCCCAAAACCGCGAACGCGCAUGCAUACCACUUUACAAUGUAUAAGCCUCGAAAUUCGUGACAAAAAUCGAUGGGAGUUCCGAUGCACA